Drosophila rhopaloa is the source of this 3012-nucleotide messenger RNA. It is a transcript of the gene TTLL3A, whose product is annotated as tubulin glycylase 3A. Gene Ontology annotation, biological process: cilium movement; protein polyglycylation; cilium assembly. Gene Ontology annotation, molecular function: protein-glycine ligase activity, initiating. Lineage: Eukaryota; Metazoa; Arthropoda; Insecta; Diptera; Drosophilidae. Gene Ontology annotation, cellular component: cilium. Bases 1 to 3012 code for a protein of 1003 amino acids. The record is from RefSeq and is a predicted model, not a curated record. The transcript has 4 exons.
AUGCAGACGCGUCCGAGCAGUGAGCCGCAUCGCAGCAGGGAGCAGGUGGAGCCGAGGGAUCAGCCCCAGAAAUGCGCCAGUGCCACGUUGGCCAAGAAGCCAGUCACCCCGCCGGCUGCACCACCACCCACUCCGUCCAACAGGGUGGUGGCCCCGCUGACGGUGCCAGUGAUUCAACUCACGCCCGCCCACAGUGAGAGUCCCGUGAGGGCGGGACCGCCGGCCAGCCCGAAGGACACCGUCGCGUCCCUUCCCGACAGCAGCAACAAGGAGAACCAGCCGGCCAAGCCCCUACCCCCCAGUAAGUCCUGCCCCCUGGGCGCCCCCACCAACUACGUGGCCCGGCGCACCUGGAUCACCACCGAGCGGAUGAACGAGCUGCGGCGGAAGGCCCAGGAGGCGGCCAAGCAGAACAAGAUCUUCACCAUCCGUGGGUGCUUCAACUCGGUGCGGAACGCCCUGCUGGCGAGGGGCUGGGUGGAGAAGCUGGACGUGCACCGGAAGGUGAUGCCGACGGGGCAGAUGACCUACGAGGACCUCACCCAGCGACUGCCCAAGAGGAAGGCGGGCGAGACGCGACGGCAGUACGUGCAGAAGUGCGAGAGGAACAUCAUGUCGCGGUUCCUGGAGCACAUGCCCGUCGAUUUCCUGUGGACGAACCGCAAGGAGAAGUGCGACUACAUCGACCAGGCCAAGAACCCCGGCAUGACCAUCAACAAGUUCCACCGGGCACCGUUCACCUCGAAGGAGGGUCUGUGCAGCCAGCUGCGCGACUUCCACUGGUUCUUCGAGGAGGGCACCGCCGAGAUGUACUUCCCCCGGUGCUACAACGUGUGGAGUCCCGAGGAGCUGGGCGAGUUCAUCGAGAACUUCAAGCUGACCGCCUGCGUGGCCUUCCUGCGGGCCAUGCUCUGCCGGUACCACAAGCAGGGCUCCGAGGCGGUCUUCUCCUGCGGCGGCAAGAUCCCCUACUCCUCGAUCGACUUCGCCUACAAGCGCCUGGUGGAGUUCCUCGACAGCUGCCAGCACAACGACAUCGACUUCGAGGACCCGCCCAAGAUCUGGGAGCACGACUGGGACGCCUUCCUGUUCCAGCACCACCAGCUGGUCAACGAGGACGCCCGCAUCCAGCACGACGGCGGCCAGCGGGUGGACCCGAUGGUCAAGAGCUGCCUCUCGCUGGUCGACAAGAUGAAGGUGCACUGGCCGCAGUACAGCCUCGACGGCUACCAGAACCUGUGGAUCGUCAAGCCGGCCAACAAGUGCCGCGGCCGGGGCAUCAUCCUCAUGGACAACCUCAAGAAAAUCCUGGGCGUGGUCAACCCGUCGAUAGCCUCCAAGAGCCGCUAUGUGGUGCAAAAGUACAUAGAACGACCGUUGAUCUUGUUCCAAACCAAAUUCGAUAUCCGCCAGUGGUUUCUCAUCACCAACACCCAGCCCCUGGUGGUGUGGUUCUACCGGGAGAGCUACUUGCGGUUCAGCUCGCAGGAGUACAGCCUGAGCAACCACCACGAAUCGGUGCACCUGACCAACUACGCGAUCCAGAAGAAGUACACCAACGGGAAGCGGGACAAGCGACUGCCGAGCGAGAACAUGUGGGACUGCUACUCCUUCCAGGCGUACCUCCGCCAGAUCGGCAAGUACAACAUGUGGCUGGAGCGGAUCUUCCCCGGAAUGCGCAAGGCCAUCGUUGGCUGCAUGCUGGCCUCCCAGGAGAACAUGGACCGGCGGCCCAACACCUUUGAGUUGUUUGGCGCCGACUUCAUGAUCUGCGAGAACUUCUACCCGUGGCUGAUCGAGAUCAACUCCAGUCCCGACCUGGGAGCCACCACCAGCGUGACCGCGCGGAUGUGUCCGCAGUGUUUGGAGGACGUCGUCAAGGUUGUUAUAGAUCGGCGCACGGAUCCCAAGGCGGACAUGGGCAACUUCGAGCUGGCCUACCGCCAGGUGGUCCCGCCCACGCCCGCCUACAUGGGCCUCAACCUGUUCGUCAAGGGCAAGCAGGUGCUGCAGAAGGUGAGCCACGGCGGGGGGCAUGGUCACUACCAGCAGCAGCGGAAGGAGCGAUCGCUGGCCACCAGCAGCGUUUACCGCCAGCGGUCGGCCAUCAUUCAUCCGGCGACGAGUAUUUCGCGGAUCCACCGAGCCAUGCCCACCUUCAAUGCCACCGAGUACAUGGAGAAGUACAUGGUGGAGCCCCUGAGCAGCAGUCGCAGCAGCCUGUGCAGCCAGCAACUGCAGAAGUCGCCUUCCGUGGCUCCCGUCCUCACCGCUCCCCAGUCGGGCUCCCUCAGUCCCUAUCUCCUCAAGCAGGCGGGUCGCUCCGUCACCCAGCUGCUAAGCGCCUCCCACAAGCGCAACACGGCCGGAUCUCUUACGGGGGAGCCCAUUCCGCACUCCGCCCUGCCCCCCAAACGCCAGCGCAGCUGUGGGCCCAGGCUCAGCUCCACGAAUCCCGUGGAGAGUGCCGAGAAGAAGUUCAAGAUCCUGAUCAAAAACUAUUCGGCAGCCGGAAACGAGUCGCUGCGGGAGACGCGACCGCCGGCAGCAGUUAGCUCGUCCGCGGCUCCGGUGAUGAGCGAGCGGAAGUGGCGCAGCUUGCGCAACAUUGCGGCCACUACGGGUGCGGGUGUGGGUGCGGGCAUCUCCUCCAACUCCGCGUCGCGGUCCAAAGGAGCCCCUGCGGCUGCUCCUAGCUUGCCGACGCGCCGCUUCAUCCGCACCAAGUCCGAGAUCGACAGCACGGUCAGCAUGCACGCCAUUGGCAGGACCUUUGGCCGGAAGUCGAACGGACCCAGGCUGCCGGUGAGUAUUUCCGUGCAGGCCCUGCACCGGGGAGAGCCCAUUGUGGCGGCUCUGAAGCAGGCCACCAGCGAGCUGCAGCUCUCCCAGGCCCAGAUGAUGAGUCCUCGCACGGCCCUGGCCAACAAGCUGAACAGCUCCACGCUGACUGUUCCCACGCCGACUGUUCCCACGCUGACUGUUCCCACGCCAGCACUUCCGGUGGGCUAG